Messenger RNA from Thunnus maccoyii (southern bluefin tuna), 5090 nucleotides. RefSeq names its product ubiquitin specific peptidase 53b (gene usp53b). The transcript has 17 exons. Gene Ontology annotation, cellular component: cell-cell junction. NCBI's taxonomy places the organism in Eukaryota, Metazoa, Chordata, Actinopteri, Scombriformes, Scombridae. The record is from RefSeq and is a predicted model, not a curated record. Gene Ontology annotation, biological process: sensory perception of sound; response to auditory stimulus; protein deubiquitination. Gene Ontology annotation, molecular function: cysteine-type deubiquitinase activity. Bases 541 to 3690 code for a protein of 1049 amino acids.
AAGAUUGCAAUACAGCAGCAGUGCACUUGAGGCUACACUAGGGGCGGAGUUUGACCCCUCAAGUCUCAAAACAUCACUAAUCCGCGUCGGACAUUCUGACACAGGCCAUCACCGGCCCCGUUUGUACACAGAAAAGGGACGAAUUUCCACCGAAAUAACACUGUCCCGGAGCGGCUGUGUGUGUCUGUGUGUGUCUGUGUGUAAGUGGCAUCAAACAGAGGCUCGGGCUGCAGCCUGUGUGCGUGUCGGAGGGAUUGGCAAUGUUGCACUAUGACAGAUAGUGCGUUACACGCGUCUGGUCGUAUCUGCAGUCGUUUCUAGCCAGUUUUAUAUUCGCAGGAUUCGGCGAGAAGUCGUGGGGGAUUUGCGCGUUGACAGCUGGACCGCCCUGCGCCUUCAUUGGAGGCGAGCAGUCAAGUCUCCGCGCUUCCUUUAAGAUUUUGUCCACUUGCCAUUCAAUGUCUAGUAGCACAUGUCUGAGGCUGCCCUGUGGCUGAUCCUGACAAUGCUUUCAACCAACCGCUCUGGAGGUGCGUGGGGAUGAAAUGGAUGGAGCCCAUGGCCAGACCACCGCACCAGCUCCCACCUCCCAGCAUGUCCAGCUGCAGCAAGUCUCCCCCCAGUUCUGGAGAAGCUGCAGGCUCUAACUCCAUGGCAUGGGUGAAGAUGUUCAAAAAACCUGGAGGAGGCCUGAAGAAAUCUUACCAGCCUGGCAGCAUGUUGUCUCUAGCUCUCACCAAAGGCCUGCUGAAUGAGCCUGGGCAGAACAGCUGCUUCCUAAACAGUGCUGUCCAGGUGCUUUGGCAGCUGGACAUUUUCAGGAGAAGUUUGAGGCAGCUCUCAGGUCACUUUUGUCUCGGUGAUGCCUGCAUUUUCUGUGCAUUAAAGAGUAUAUUCAGCCAGUUUCAGCAGAGCAGAGAGCGUGUGCUCCCCUCCGACAGCCUGCGUAACGCCCUCGCUGAAACUUUUAAAGAUGAGCAACGCUUCCAACUGGGCCUGAUGGAUGAUGCUGCUGAGUGCUUUGAGAACAUCUUGGAGCGAAUUCAUUUGCACAUAGUUUCAGACGCUGCAACUGAUGCUUGUUCAUCCAAAUCCUGCAUCACCCAUCAGAAGUUUGCGAUGAUGCUUUAUGAGCAGUUUGUGUGUCGUUGUUGCGGUGCAUCUUCAGACCCCCACCCAUUCACAGAAUUCGUACAUUAUGUGUCAACCACUGCUUUAUGCCAACAGGUUGAUCGCAUGUUGGGGAAGAACGAGCGGCUCAGGUCAGAUAUGUUCGGAGAAUUGCUGCAGGCAGCAAACAACACAGGUGACCUCCGAAGCUGCCCGAGCGACUGUGGUCAGAGUAUCAAGAUCCGUCGUGUGCUCAUGAACUGCCCAGAGAUUGUCACUAUUGGAUUUGUGUGGGAUGCCGAGCAGUCUGAUCUUACGGACGAUGUCAUCAGGUCACUUGGCCCACGUUUGAACCUGUGUGGGCUUUUUAACCGAGUCACUGAUGAAAAUGCCAAACGGAGUGAGCUGCAUCUGGUGGGGAUGAUCUGUUUUUCGAGUAAACAUUACUCAGCCUUUGCCUAUCACACCAAAUCUUCAAAAUGGAUGUUUUUUGACGAUGCUACUGUAAAGGAGAUUGGAUCCAAAUGGAAAGAUGUUGCCUCUAAAUGUAUCAGGGGACAUUUCCAACCACUUCUUUUGUUUUAUACCAAUCCUGAGGGAACUCCGGUGUCUAAUGAAGAUGCACCAAGACAAACCACUAUGUGUCCCCGGUACAAAGCCCAAGUAAAUGGUGACGUGACAGUGAAAAAUCCCCUUGGCAGUCCAAACAAAUUUCAAGAACCUUUCACGGAGAGUUUGCAGAGACCAGGUGAAACAUCAAAAAAGGACAGAGGGCAUCGAAGGACUGACCCAUCCCAACACAAAGAGAUGGCACAUGCAAGAUCUUCAUCUCCUCCAGAGAAUGGACCGAGGCAUCCUGCAGACCAAAAAUGUAAAAGCCAUCCACGUUCUGAGAAGUCAACAAACCAUUCAAGCAGAGGAUCUCAGGAGCCACGUGGACAGUCUCUCACCACGCAGGGUGGUGGGCAUAGCAAGAAAAACAACACGUCCCCGAGUCGUUAUGAUCAGGAUAGCUGCCAAGAGCAAUGGGAAAAAGGUGGGAGCGGAGGAAGCCGCAAUAAAUCCAAGUCCACUUGGAGACCCAUUCGGGAGGUGUUAAAUGUGGACAGUGUGCUGAAUGAACUGGAGCAACGCCGUCAACAGCAACAUGACAGCCCCCGGCGCAGCAAGCCUUCAUCCCAGGAAAGGGUGCACGCAGAGCAAAGUCGAGACCGCGAGCGUGAAUGUGUACGCAACAGAGAAGAUCGGAAGCAGAAGUGUUUAAUGACAAUUUAUGAGGACGACCAGCGGCAUGAGACUGAGAGCCACAGCUCUGUAGAGUCAGAGAGCAGGGCCAACCAACAGAGGGGCAGCAGACUUAAAGGUGGCCCCAAGACGCUGCUGCGUAGUGAUACCUGGACCAUUCAGAGGACAGAGUCGGGCUAUGAGAGCAGUGACCGACUCAGCAGUGGCUCCACCAAUCCCGACUCACCUGGCGUUGAUGGCUUUGUUGUUAAAGACCAGAGAUCAACACCAGAGGCACAGUUGCAAAGCCUGCUGCACCAAAAGGGAGGCGAUGUAAAAUCAAGUAUAAUGUCCUCACCUUCACACAAUGGUAAACAUCAACCCAAACCUCAGGGAAAGAACUACGAACAAGUUUCACAUUCACAUCUUAAGUGCAGUCCAAGUUCAAGACGGAAAUCAAAGUACACUUCUAGUACCUCCAGAAAGGCAGUAUCUUCAGAGAGGGACUCCGCUGGUUCAGAUAACAGGCAGAGUGAGCAGCAGGAGCUGACAAACUGUAGAGGGCAAACUGGAGAAAGUACAGCCCUGCGGCACAUUACAAAAACCAGCAGCUCAGAAUGGAACAGCUCCGACGAUCUUGCUCUCUCGGAACCCGAGGACAGAGACGGCACUUACCGCUCCUGCAACAACGAGGCCGUCACCUCCGAUUCCCAGUGUCCUCAUAUCACUCUGCCAUACCACCCUCCCAGCAAUGUGACUGCAGAACCUCUCCAACUGAACAAUCAGCGUCAGAUUGGCACGACAGGGUCGCCUCACCUCCGACCUGCCCAGCGGGUCUCUCCUCACCCGGGUGAAACAAGUCAUGCUGUGUUUCGCCCAAGGAUGCUUCAAGAACCCUUCCAAUCCAGUCCCCGUCUUUCAACUGCAUCCUACGUAAGUCCACACAGGAAGCCUGACAUGUCAGGCCUCCGAACCUUCUCAGAUGCAAGCUCCAAGUCGGGCUCUGACCCGGAGAGGAGUACCCCUUCAUCAUGUGAAAGUGAGGAAAGACUGACUGGGUGCAGAAUUGAACAAGCUCAAGAGGUUUCUCUGACAACGUACUUCAAUGUGGAUAACUGUAUGACGGAAACAUACCGUCUCAAGUACCACAACCAGAGGCCUCUUGUCCUCUCGGCCACGGUGCCACGGACAGCAGUUGCGACUGAGCGCAGAGAUACCAGCCACACACUCACCACAGACACACACUCACAAGAUGUGCCAAAAGCCAGACCUGAAACAAGCCAUAAUAGCAAUAAACCCACAGCAAAAUGGAACCCAGUGACAGCCAAAGGACUGGAUGAACGUGGUUUUUUAUGAGUGUUACUUGGUAAGUUCUGUUUACACAGAUGGACAGAGGUCAAUAGAGAACUAACUGGAUGCCAAAGAGUUUACAGAAUGGAAAACUGAAGCCUGACACCUCCAAAUUGAGUGGAAUUUAUUUAUGCAAGCUUGUCACAUAAGUAAAACCUAUUUUGAAAUGUUGUUACGUAUUGUUUGAUGGAUUAUCAACUAUCACAUAUACCGUCUUCCACUGUCCACUGUGUUUGAACCAAAAUCUGGGCUGUUUUAAAGUUUGCACAAAAGGUUUUUGAGUCUUCUUUUACUCACCUGAUGUUAAGUUUAAAUGGUUAUUUUUUUAUUUGUGCUACAGUUCUGCAGAAAUGCUGCAGAAUUGAAGAUAUACCUAUAUUUUAAAGAUAAGGCGUGAGAGAUUGUGCUGAGCCUCAGUAUACUGUGCUUGGCAAUUAUACAAAGAGGAAGGAAUGAAUUGUGUUGACAAAUCACAGCAUGUUUGAUAGUACUUAAUGGGAAUAUGAUGUCAUUCUACACAACAAUAUAAAACUUUGAGACUGAAGGUUUGCAUCAUCAACAUCAGGUUAAAUAUAUCUUAUUUGUUUGCACCUGUCAACAGAGGAUACACUUGUUUAAGAUUAGAAACAUUUUUAAUUCAUAUCUGGGCAGCUCACCAACUUUAUAUUGAGGGUUUCCGGGUCACCAGACACAGAUAUUGCAACAUUUACAUUAGGUUACUGAUUUGUUUCAGCCGUUAUCAUAUAUCAGUUAUUUUAUAACAUUUAUAUGUUAAUGAGUGACUGAGGGCUGUCAGCCUGUUUGGCUGUAAAAAGCUGUUGACAAAGAUUAUUGUCAAUUUGUAAAAUUCAGAAGUAGAUUUCAUGCCAUUACUCAUAAAUAUGUACAUAUCUUGGAGAGACACAGUUUCUCAUAAAUGUAAUUUUGCAUGACUGUGGUCUACAAAUUAUAACAUUUGUUGACUACAGCGAUCUAUAGAUGGGGCAGCCCUCAGGUUAUUCAGUAGGUCGCUAUAUAUGAUCAUGCAACCUUGUGUGUUUUACCUUCGAUUGUGCUGGUUCUUGUAAUCCUGUUUUGUAAUUCACACUGAUGUCAAAUCAUAUUUUUUCAGUCUUCCUCUUCAAGUAGACAGAUUUAAACAGGUCUGUAUGUGCAGGUAUUUUCAAAACGAUGCCAAUUAAGUUAAUACGCCUAUCUGACAUUAUAAUUAACCAUACAACACAACACAUAACGAUUACUCUUGUUCAUUAGAAUAAUGUUCUGAAACCUGCAUGUGGCCUUUUUUUACGAAGUCUUACCAGCUGGGUGUACAGCAUAAGCAUGAGCAUGAAAAUACCAGACUGUGAGUCCAGCAAACAUAAAUUCUAUUGGGUUUUAUUUAAAUGUAAUAAAAUUAAUUCAUUAAA